CAGGCUGGAGGAUUGAGGUGGCCCACGUCUUCAUCCCUCUACUUCGUCGUCUCCUAAUCUUCUUCCCUGAGUUUUAUCAAAAACCUCGCUUCGCUACCCCCUUCACUCAUUCUAGAUUUCUCGAUCUACAAAUACAAUUAUUAAUUUGGUAUUCUUUACAUCACUUCGAUCGUUAUGUCUCAGGUGAAUGAGAAAGAUGCCGCGGUCAAGCCUACCACCGUAAAAGAAGAGAAGAAGACAUUGUCUGAAUCAAGCACCUCAGAUGCACAAUCUGGAAGCAUACCUACUAUGCCCACCAUGCCUGGAGCUGGAUUCCCUGCAAAUCCUUUUGACUUUUCAUCUAUGGCUGGUCUACUUAAUGACCCUAGCAUUAAGGAAUUAGCUGAACAGAUAGCAAAAGAUCCAUCAUUCAACCAGAUGGCAGAGCAACUUCAGCAGACUUUUCAUGCUCCUGAUGAAGGUGUCCCCCAAUUUGACACCCAACAGUAUUAUUCCACCAUGCAGCAGGUUAUGCAAAACCCACAGUUCAUGACCAUGGCUGAGCGCCUUGGUAAUGCCAUGAUGCAGGAUCCAUCAAUGUCUCAGAUGCUUGAGAGUCUAUCUAAUCCAGCUCAAAAGGAUCAGCUUGAAGAACGGAUGGCAAGAAUCAAAGAAGAUCCUUCCUUGAAACCCAUUUUAGAAGAGAUUGAAUCCGGUGGCCCAACUGCAAUGAUGAGGUAUUGGAAUGAUCAAGAUGUUCUAAAGAAACUGGGUGAAGCAAUGGGUCUAGCAGUGACUGAAGAUGCUACUACUGCUGGGAAUCCAGUUGCAGGAGCAGAUGAAGCUGAAGAAGAUGCAAAUGAGGAUGAAUCCAUUGUUCAUCAAACUGCUAGUGUUGGUGAUGUUGAGGGUUUGAAGAAGGCACUAGAGUCUGGUGCUGAUAAAGAUGAAGAAGAUUCAGAGGGAAGGACAGCCUUACAUUUUGCCUGUGGAUACGGGGAGGUGAAAUGUGCACAAAUUCUGGUGGAAGCUGGAGCUAAAGUGGAUGCAUUAGACAAAAACAAGAACACAGCCCUCCAUUAUGCAGCUGGCUAUGGCAGGAAAGAAUGUGUAUCCCUCUUGCUGGAUAACGGUGCAGCUGUUACUCUGCAAAACAUGGAUGGGAAAACACCUAUUGAUGUUGCAAAACUCAACAACCAGAGCGAUGUAUUGAAGCUGCUUGAGAAGGAUGCUUUCCUAUAGAAGCCAACCCCCAUUGUUUUGUUGGUGAAUGAAUAUGUACACUUGUCAUGUUUGUUACAAGAUUUUUUAGUCUGUGUUUUCUGUUUGAUGAUGGUUUUCUUCUACUUUUGUUGUGUUUUCUAGUAUAAUUAAGGGAAAUAUUUGGCAUCCUUUUGGUGAAAGUUUGUUUGUGUGGAAUCAAUUGAGUUAUAAUUAUUAUAAUGGAUGUUAUGUUAAUUUGUAUGCA
This is a messenger RNA of Lactuca sativa (garden lettuce), 1447 nucleotides long. RefSeq names its product ankyrin repeat domain-containing protein 2B. Gene Ontology annotation, molecular function: protein binding. The record is from RefSeq and is a predicted model, not a curated record. NCBI's taxonomy places the organism in Eukaryota, Viridiplantae, Streptophyta, Magnoliopsida, Asterales, Asteraceae.